AUGGCUUCAAUUGAACAAGAUGAUAUUUUCAACGUAGAAGAUGAUGAAAUGGAAGAAGAGUAUCAGAAUGAAGAAGAAGAACAAGGUCAAGAUUAUAGCAUGCAAGAUGAUGAAGAUGAAGAAGAUCAACAAAUGAAUGAACAAGAUCAAGAUCAAAUAGAUGAGGAUGAUGACGAAGAACAAGAAGAAGGAGAUGGAGAAGGAGAAGAUGAUGAAGAGGAUGGAGAAGGUGAUGGUGAAGACGAGGAAGAAGACGAUGAGGAUGAAAAUGAAGAAGAAGGUGAAGAAAUGGAAGAAGAUGAAGAUGAAGAAAUGGAGGGUACAAAUGACGUGUCAAUUGAUGAUAAGGAUACUUCAAAUGAUGGGGAAGAAAAUGAAUCAAAAGAUAACGAAAAAGAAAAUGAAAAUCAAGAGAAACCCAAACCUGAAACAGCUAAGAUAAUACAAGAAGAACAAGGUGAUAAUAAAGAUACCAAAACUGAAGAAAAUGGUGAAGAUGACAAAGAACAACAAAGUAAUAAUAAGGAAAAUGGUGGUAUACUACCGAAAGAUCAAAAUGAAUCAACAACAACAACAACAACUACUACUACUACUACAACUACAACAACAACCGAACCUAACAACACCAGACAAAAAAAAUCAAAUGAAGAAUUACUAGAAGAAAUAAGAAAAGCCGAAACCGACGUAUCAUUUCGAGAUCAAGUAAUAGCAAAAGCUCGUAAAGCAACAGAAUACGAUAUAAUUCCACAAGUUGCAAUUCCAUAUACUUCACAAUGUCAUGCAUUAGCUUUUACUCAAGGACCAAAAUGGAUAUUAACUGGUGGAGAAGAUGGGUUUAUUAGAAAAUAUGAUUUUAUUUCAUCAAUUCAAGGUAAAUCACCAUUAACUAUGGCUCAAAAACAUAAUCUUUCUGAUUCAUUAACUAAUGCUGGUGUUAUUGUAUCAUAUUGGGAAAAUGAACAACCUUAUACUAGAAAAGAAUUAAUGAAAUUAAAUCCAAAAUUAAAAGAUUCUGAUUUUUCAACAGGUAGUGUAUCUUAUGAACCAAGAGUUAAUCCUAUUUAUGCAUUGGAAGCAGAACGUAAUGGGUAUUGGUGUUUAUCUGGAUUAUUAAAUGGUGGUAUAUCAUUAUAUACAAUGAGGUAUAAUGAAGGUACAAUACAUCAUUAUUUUAAUCAUGGAUCAAUUAAGGAAAAUAAAAAGGGCCAUACAGAUGCAAUAAGUGCAUUAAAAUUAAAUCAAGAACAAGAUAAAUUCUUAAGUGGAUCUUGGGAUAAAACUAUAAAACAAUGGGAUUUAAAUAUUGGAGAAAUUAUAACUGAAUUUCAACCUUGUUCUGGUCAAAUUUCUCAAUUACAAUUUAGACCAAAUGGAUUAGAUGAUAUUACUUUUGAUAUUGAUAAUUCAGAAGAAAAUGGAACAACACCAAAAGAAGAUGAAGAUGUAGAUUCAUUAUUUGGAGAUAGUGAUGAAGAAAAAAAUGGAGAACAUACAGAAAAUCAAAAACGUAAAAUCAAAGAAUCACAACCAACUACAACCACAACACUAAAGGAAUCAACAACGAAAACUCAUCACAAUUCUCAAAUAUUCAUGAGUUCAAGUAUAGAUGGUACAAUAAACAUAUGGGAUAUCAGAUUACAAAAACCAGUGAUAAAACUAGGGAUUUCUGAAGGUAUACCACCAUGGUGUAUGUCAUCAACUUGGUCCAACAAUGGGGAAUUUAUCUACGCUGGACGUAGGAAUUCCACAAUUGAAGAAAUCUCAAUAAAAAUGCCUCAUAAAACCCAUUCACCUGGUAGUUCAUCAACUUAUGUCCCAAAUGUAUCUAAAUUAUUAACAUUUCCAAAAAUAAGUGGUCCAGUAAGUUGUAUAAGUACAUUACCAAAUGAUGAUUUUUUACUUUGUGGAUCAAAUGAUAAUAUAAGAUUAUAUAAUUUAAAAUUAUAUAAUGAUUUAAAUAAUUCAACAGUUAAUUUAAAAAAACAAGCAACUCCAUUUUUAAUAGUACCUGGACAUCAUGGUGGAAUGUUGAGUCAAUUAUAUGUUGAUGAUACUGGGAGAUUUAUGGUUAGUGCUUGUGGUUAUAGAGGUUGGGGUCAUGGAAAUUUUACUGAUACUGUAUUAAUUUAUGAAAUUGAUUUUGAAUAA
Lodderomyces jiufengensis is the source of this 2148-nucleotide messenger RNA. RefSeq names its product SAGA complex subunit. NCBI's taxonomy places the organism in Eukaryota, Fungi, Ascomycota, Pichiomycetes, Serinales, Debaryomycetaceae. The transcript has a single exon. The record is from RefSeq and is a predicted model, not a curated record. Gene Ontology annotation, molecular function: protein binding. Gene Ontology annotation, cellular component: preribosome, large subunit precursor. Bases 1 to 2148 code for a protein of 715 amino acids.